This is a messenger RNA of Salvia splendens (bonfire salvia), 723 nucleotides long. Its product is annotated as 60S ribosomal protein L31-like. Gene Ontology annotation, cellular component: ribosome; cytosolic large ribosomal subunit. The transcript is spliced from 3 exons. Gene Ontology annotation, biological process: cytoplasmic translation. The record is from RefSeq and is a predicted model, not a curated record. Bases 91 to 585 code for a protein of 164 amino acids. NCBI's taxonomy places the organism in Eukaryota, Viridiplantae, Streptophyta, Magnoliopsida, Lamiales, Lamiaceae. Gene Ontology annotation, molecular function: structural constituent of ribosome.
CAAGCAACUCGGGCAACUAUGGCGGUGUAGAUAUUCAAAGCACCCCACGUAUUGAAGUUAGCACAGCAAAGCACGCGUAUUUCAUUACAAAUGCAAGCUCAAUUGCAAACCGAAGAUGCUCACCCCGACGGGGCAGUAUGUACCUUUGGUUUCUUCACCAUCCUAAGCUCCAGAGAAGCAAAAGCAGUGCGGUUUACAGCAGCAGCAGCCAAAUCCAAAAUGGUGGAGAAGGGUAGCAAGGUCAGGAAGGAGGAGGUCGUCUCCAGGGAGUACACCAUCAACCUCCACAAGCGCCUCCACGGAUGCACCUUCAAGAAGAAGGCUCCAAAUGCUAUUAAAGAAAUCAGAAAGUUUGCCCAGAAAGCCAUGGGAACUACAGAUGUGAGGGUUGAUGUCAAGUUGAACAAGCAUAUCUGGAGCCGUGGCAUCCGCAGUGUUCCGAGAAGGAUUCGUGUCCGAAUUGCAAGAAAGAGGAACGAUGACGAGGAUGCCAAGGAGGAGCUCUACUCUUUGGUGACUGUUGCUGAAAUUCCAGAAGGUGGCUUGAAGGGUUUGGGCACCUCAGUCAUUGAGGAAGAAGAAUAACUUUUUUAAUGUUAUAGGCACUUGCUAUGUUCAAUUUUGCCAUACUCUAGAAUCUUUAUGCUUGACUCUUAAUCAAUUCAACCUGUUUUGUGCUACAUUUGUACGACAUUUGGAAUGCAUUCACCGUGUUUUUUGUUA